This is a messenger RNA of Lecanosticta acicola, 650 nucleotides long. Lineage: Eukaryota; Fungi; Ascomycota; Dothideomycetes; Mycosphaerellales; Mycosphaerellaceae. The record is from the annotation of a GenBank genome assembly.
AUGUCGCGCAUCAACAUUCCCCUCGACGCGCUCACCAGCCGCCUCAAGUGAGUAUUCCCAUCUCGAGCAGGGACAGCUCAGAGCGUCGAACACGUGCUAACUACUCGACUGUGCAGCCUCCAGGGCCGCUUCGAUGCUGUGCGAAAUGCCUCCGUCUCGUCGCGAUUCGCGAACCUCCGCCCCAUUAGCGAAUUCCUCGAUGUAAAGCGCAUCUCCAAACCCGCAGACUUCGGCCAGGUGCAGAACCGUGUCAACUACAACCUCUCCUACUUCUCCUCCAACUACGCGGCGGUGUUUGUCAUGCUCAGCAUCUACAGCUUGCUCACGAACCUGACACUUUUCUUUGCGCUGGUGCUGAUAAUUGCUGGAAUGUACGGAAUUGGCAAGCUUGAGGGUCGGGAUCUCGACGUGGGUUUCGCGCGUGCCAGCGUGUCGCAGCUCUACACGGGUCUCUUCGUCAUCGCAGUGGUAGGUGUUUUCCGCGCGCUCGCAUCUUGACGUGUCUAACCGCGUAGUAGCCUCUGUUCUUCUGGGCGUCUCCGAUCACUUCGAUCCUCUGGUUGAUCGGUGCUUCUGGAGUGACCAUUCUCGGACACGCAGCGUUGAUGGAGAAAGAUGUAGCAGCUAGUUUCUCCGAGGAGGCGGUCUAG